Habropoda laboriosa is the source of this 786-nucleotide messenger RNA. RefSeq lists its product as uncharacterized. The record is from RefSeq and is a predicted model, not a curated record. The coding region runs from base 115 to 786 and encodes 223 amino acids. Lineage: Eukaryota; Metazoa; Arthropoda; Insecta; Hymenoptera; Apidae. The transcript is spliced from 3 exons.
UCAAGUGCAUUAGAAAAGAUUUCCCAUAAUGUUAUAAGUGAUAAACGAUUAUGGAUCACCAUUUAUAGUGGAUUAUACAGUACUUGUGUUUUAAAAAAAUUGGAAGAGAAAGGCAUGUCCAUACAUAGCAUCAUAAAAGCAAUGAAACUUGGCCUUAUUAGCCUUAGUUAUUGUGAACUUCUUUAUUUUAAAGAUUUCAAAGUAGAACCAUAUAUUUUGGAAUUCAAAGGAAUGUGGUCCAGUAAACUUAGUGAUGAAUUAAUUUUAAAUUUAAGACCUACAGGUUUAUGUGAGAUAGAAUGUUGGAAUAUCAUUAUACAUGGAGUAAUGCUUCAAAGUCCAAGUAUUCUUCGUCAUUUAAUUUUAAGUGGUAUUGAUGUUCCUGGAAUUUUAAAUUGGAAAUCUCCUAUUAAUUUUGCAUCAUCUAAAAUAAUUGAAUUUUUGAGACAUAUUGAGAUAGAGGAAAAUAUUAUACAAUUAGUAGAAUAUCAUGGAAUCAAUGAAGAAACUGAACAAAUGUUAGUUGACUUAGGACUUAAUGAAAUGGAAGAAAAAAUCUCAAAUAUGGAGGAAAUAAUAUGUGAAUGCAGUUUAACUAUAUUAGAACCAAGCAGUAGCAGUUUAAAAAUAACAGAAAAUAUUUUUAAAAUGGAUAGUUCUAAAAGCAGCUCUAGUUUUAUUGAUGCAUCAGAUGAUUUCCAACAAUGUACUUGUCAAUGUUAUCUUUCAGCAAAGAACAAAACAAUAGAUGAAAUGAUUGCAGAACGUAAUGAUUAUUUGCGGUAA